Messenger RNA from Glycine soja, 1723 nucleotides. RefSeq lists its product as uncharacterized. NCBI's taxonomy places the organism in Eukaryota, Viridiplantae, Streptophyta, Magnoliopsida, Fabales, Fabaceae. The coding region runs from base 268 to 1284 and encodes 338 amino acids. The record is from RefSeq and is a predicted model, not a curated record. The transcript is spliced from 6 exons.
GGUGCUUCAAAUGAAAGUGUUGUGCGUGCUACGCGCGGAACCUGUCGUUUCGAGUUCUACUUGUACGUUCUACCACCUUUGAGUAUCUUAAACAAUCUACCAUACGUGGAUCAAAACACCAUUGCCAUUGGCUCUCUUUCUUUGCCGUACCAUUUGAAUUGAAUGUGAUUGCAAUUGCAAAUCCCCCCUUCAAUUCAAUUACUACUUUCACGACCUAAUCUAACCCUUCGCUCUGCUCUGCUCUCACUUCACCAUAUUCACACCCAGAUGGAAACUGUUUGUCUCCACUGUGGCGACAGAGGCUUUCCAGAGACAUUGGUUUUUUGCACCGAAUGUAUGGCUUAUGCGCUGCAUAGGUACUGUUUAAAGGGGCUUGUGAAUUUUACUGAUGCUGUUACAUGGUUUUGCGAGGAUUGUGCAACAAAGCUUGGGGUGCCACCUGCUCUUGACCAAUCUACACCUAUCGCAUCUGUAACAAGAGAAAAUUGCAUACAGGGAGUGAAAAAACACAAUAAACAGCGAAAAAAGAAGAUUACAAAGAAGCAGAUUGAAGGAAAAGCUAACGCUGGCUUAGUUGCUAAAACAAAGGGUGUGUUAUCUGCUAGUCACAGUUCAUCUGAGCCUGAGCAUCCUCAUUGUAGUAACAGAGGCGAAGAAGAACAUGAGGUGAAAAAUGACUGUGGACCAGUUCCAAGGGAUGUAGCUAAUUUUGAUGUAGGUGAAGAAGAAAGUGUGGCAAGGGAUUUAGCUAAUUCUGAUGUAAGUUUCAAAUCUGUUCCAGUUUCUCAAGGAGCUACCAAUAGUGAUUCAGGUUGUGUAGAAGUAGAUGGUCAUGUUUAUGCACAGCCUACUAUUGAUCCAAUCUGGAGGGGAAGUAUGUACUUUUGCAAUGGAACAAUUCGUACUGUCAGUGGACUUCUGGCUCAUAUCUCCAAUUUAGCGUGCUCCCAAGUUGCGGAGGAGACAGGACAUUUCCCAGAAGUGCUUCAUGCAGAAUUUCUUCCCAGAGAUAAGGUGUGGGCUGAAAGUUUCAAGAGGGGGGAUCCAACUGAUCAGGACAUUGCUCUUUUUUUCUUUCCUGACAGUGAAGGAUCUGAAAAGGACUUCGAUGUGCUGGUUGAAGAUAUCAUGAUCUGUAAACAUGUCAUAAGAUUUGUGGGUAAAAAUGCAGAGCUUUUAAUUUUUCCUUCUACUGAGCUUCCAGUCCAAAAUUGGAGAUAUGAAGCCAAGUAUUAUUUGUGGGGUGUCUUCAGAAAGAAAGCAAACUUAAGAAGAGACAAAUGAUGCAGUGUGCAGAGUUUGACAAGGCUCUUAGGUUGGCAUAACCAUAGACGUAGUCUCCAUCUAAAAAUUUGAGCAAUAGUGGUUGUGUAGCUAUGACUCUAGUGCAUAGUACUCCUGUGUUUAUAGUCACUGAUAUGUUAAUUAAACAUAUAUAUACUGUAGUGCAUAGUACCCUUUUUGUGACUUCAUUGUCCAAGAGAGAUGCUUCCAUAAAUGUUCCAGAAACCCUUUGAAACUGUGACCACAGGGUUAGCCUUGUCUCACCGAAAUCUUUGAUGGUGGUAAAGCAUUGGGGUGUUUGUUCUACAGUCACCGUGUUAAUGUGCUAUAACCUUGGUCUACUGACGAUGUUUUUCAUCAGUUACUUAUAUUUCAGGAAGUAUUGGGCGUGUAACGUUUAAUUCUUCAUUUGUUCAAUGCAUAUAAGAAUGUUCAUAUA